GGGGCUCUGCCUCGAGCCGCUCCUCGGGGCGGUCCCGUGGAGGCUCCGGCGGGAUUGGGGCUGAAUCCUGUCAGCGCGGGGAUGGCUCUGGCCGGGCUCCAGCGGCAGAGUUGGACUCACGGGGGGAAACAGGAGGGGCCCCCCCGGCCCAGGUGCUGGGGGGGGCGGCUCCCCCCGGGGACAUCCGUGUGCCGGCCCACUGUGGCGAGGUGUGUGACGCCAGAAGCAGAGCCGAGCCUCAUAUUUGGGCACGAAGCAGGUUAUUGGAGGCUGUGGCCCCGCAGCUGGGCGAUCCCUCGGCUGAUAAAGGCUCCCCUGGUGCUGCCGCCUGCACCGGCUCCGGCGCUGCCGCUACAUCAUCCCCUGCCUGCGCAGGGGGUGCGGGACCUGUCGGGGAUGGGGCCGGUCGUGGCUCUGGGGCUGCUGCUGUGCCUGCAGCUGUGUGAGGGCUCCGGGCAGCUGCGGCUGGUGGGGGGCGGCGGGCGCUGUGCCGGACGCGUGGAGGUGAAUCACGACGGUGAGUGGGGCUCCGUCUGCGUCUUGGACUUCGACUGGGAAGCCCGCUGGGCCACCGUGGUGUGCCGGCAGCUGGGCUGUGGCCGCGUGGCCUCGUCGUCCCCGUACGCCCCGUUCGGGCAGGGCAGCGGCCGGAUCUGGCUCCAGCCCUACUUCUGCCUUGGCACCGAGGAGGUGCUGGAGGAGUGUCCAAACUUCGGAUGGGGCCAGCACUCUUGUGGCCACAAGCGGGACGCGGGGGUGAUCUGCACAGAGGCCGUGGAGCUGAGGCUGGUGGAUGGUGGCGGUCCCUGUUCCGGGAGGGUGGAGGUGAAGCUGCGGGGACACUGGGGCUCAGUGGGAGAUGACAACUGGGACAUGGAGGAUGCCGAGGUGGUGUGCCAGCAGCUGGGCUGUGGCUCGGCCGCUGGCGCCUACGCCGCCCGCAACCACUUUGGCACUGGGGCCGGGCCCAUCAACCUGGCCCUGGUGGACUGCAAGGGGGACGAGGCCACACUCUGGGACUGCGAGAUCCGCGGCUGGGGACCUUAUAGGAACAACCACGACUAUGACACCGCCGUCAUCUGCCAAGGGUUUUCCCGGCUGGUCGGAGGUGACAGAGCCUGUGCCGGGCAGUUGGAGGUGCGGCAGCGCCAGGCCUGGGUUGGCGUCUGCGCGGAGCACGUGGACAUGAAGGUGGCCCAGGUGGUGUGCCGGGAGCAGGGCUGCGGCGCGGCGCUGGCCAUCCCCGGCAGCGGCCGGUUUGGGGCGGGAACGGGGCCGCUGUGGGAGGGGGGGUUCAACUGCACCGGCAGCGAGCCCCUCCUCAGCGCCUGCGCCCGGCGGGUGCCCCACAGCCAGGGCUGCGCUGGCCAUGCCACCAUCAUCUGCUCCCCCUACACGGGCUUCCGGCUGGGGAACAGCAGCUCGGGCUGUGCCGGGCGGGUGGAGGUGGCGGUGAGGGGCACGUGGGGGUCCGUCUGCGCCACCGACUGGGACCUGCCCGAUGCCGACGUCCUGUGCCGCCACCUGGGCUGUGGCCACGCCGUCACCGUGCCCCCGGGAGGCUCCUUCGGCAGCGGGGACGGGCCGCUGAGGCCGGACGCCUUUGGCUGCAACGGGAGCGAGCGGCACCCGGGCGAGUGCCCCGUGGCGGUGCUGGGGGAGCCCCCCUGCAGCCCGGGGAACGCUGCCGCCGUCAACUGCUCAGGUCUGUGUGGCACCUGUGGGAAGAGCCUCCAAGGGCUUUUGGGACACCCCAAGAAUUGGGAGCGGAGCACUCAGGGCUGUUUUGGGAUGAGGGGAGGGCUGAACCAGGUGCCACAGCCCCACGGCACUGCUGGUGAUUUUUCAGGCACUGAAGGCACCGUCAAUUCCGUGCGGCUGGUGGAGGGUGAGAGCCGGUGUGACGGGAGGCUGGAGGAGGCCAUAACCACCCCAGCCUGGCGCCGUGUGCCUGUGGAGCAGUGGAAGAGAUGGGAUGUCGACAUGGUGUGUGCUGUGCUGGGUUGUGGCCUGCCAAAGGAGAUCUACACAGCCUUGGGUAUGGCACCCACUGCACUGACCAGCAGCGCCAGGGAGGUGGAUGUCAUGACGGAGGAGACAGAUGUCGUGACAGAGGAGGUGGAUGUCGUGACGAGGGAAAUGUACAACAUCUCGGGGAUGGGCCCUGAGCUGACCAGGAGCCUCGAGGAGAUGGAGGACGUGGCAGAGGAGAUGUCUGAUGUCUUAGGGAUGGGCCCUGCACCAACCAGCAGCCCUGAGGAGAUGGUCAUCGUCUGCUCAGGCAGCCGGCGGGUGAGGCUGGCGGGCGGUGCCGGGCGCUGCGCCGGGCGCGUGGAGGUCUAUGCCGGUGGCACCUGGAGCAGCGUGUGCCAGGAGCGCUGGGACCUGCGGGCCGCCGCCGUUGUGUGCCGGGAGCUGGGCUGUGGCGCGGCACUGGAGGCCCCCGGCUCGGCGCGCUUCGGCCCCGGGCCGGGGACAGCGUGGCCGUACGUGGUUGAGUGCGCCGGGAACGAGGAGUCUCUCUGGGAAUGCCCACGCUCGGAAGGGCGCGAGUGCGAGCGCGGGGCCGGGGCCGGGGCCGUCUGCUCAGAGCAGCUCUCCCUGCGGCUGGCGGGCGGGCGCGGGCGCUGCAGCGGGUACCUGGAGCUGCUCCACAACGGCACCUGGGGCCGCGUGUGCGCCACCGGCACCAGCCCCGGCACCGCCGCCGCCGUCUGCCGGCAGCUGGGCUGCGGGGACGGGGGGCAGCUGGCACCCGGCCCCGCCCAGCAGCCGGCCCCCGCCUGGCUGGCCUGGGUGGGCUGCGAGGAGGGGGCCCGCUCGCUCUGGGGGUGCCCCUCGGCACCCUGGCACCUGCAUUCCUGCGGCCCCGGAGGGGACGCCUACGUGGCUUGUGCGGAGGACAGUGACAACCCCAGCGAGACAGCCACCACCCCGUGCCCGGACGGGGCCACCUGCACAGCUGUCCCCAGCAGCAGCGGCCCUGCGGUGGCCAGGGGGACUGUGCCGGUGCCAAGCGGGCAGGUGGCCAGGGGGACUGUGCCGGUGCCAGUGGUGCUGUGUGUGGUCCUGGGGACGCUGCUGUGCCUGGCCCUGGGCGCCCUGGCCGUGCUGAUGUGCCGUGCCCGUGCUUGGCGCCGAGGCCCCGGCAGAGCCGUGGGUGCCAUCCCCGACGCCAUCUACGAGGAGCUGGACUACAGCGCGAUGCCGGAGUACCAGGAGGUGCCCAGUCGCCCAGGUUCCCCGCGGGAGGGCUCCGUGAAGAAGCUGCUGUGUUACACCGGGGACAGCGUGGAGGGGAGUGACACCGGGGCAGCCCCAGUCCCAGCCCCCCCUGCCCUGCCUGGGCACAGAACCCCAGAUGGCUACGACGAUGCCACAGCAGGAACCUCGGAUGGCUACGACGAUGCCACGGCUGGGACCCCGGAUGGCUACGACGAUGCCAUGGUUGGAACCCCAAAUGGAUACGAUGAUGCCAUGGCUGGAACUUCGGAUGGCUACGACGAUGCCACAGCAGGAACCCCAGAUGGCUACGACGAUGCCAUGGUUGGAACCCCAGAUGGCUACGACGAUGCCACAGCUGGAACCUUGGAUGUCUACGACGAUGCCACGACCGUGCCAGAGGAGUCCCCCGCUCCCAGCACUGGGGACAUCUCCGAGGGGGUGGCACAAAGGGGCUGGAUCUGUGUCCCACCCACAGUGGUGCAUUCCCCAGCAGUCCCACGGCAGCUCUUGGGCAGUGCAGCUGCCAGAGGUCCCUCUGGACUGUGGGACGGGCAAAAACUCCAAAUAAAAGCACGUAUGCAGAUUCUGAGACUGUUACAAAGACAGGCGAUGGGACAUGGAAAUAACAUCUCUGUUUUGGAUCAUGGUGUGCUCGAGCAGGCCUGGCAAGCAGACUUUUCAGCUCGCGUGGUGAUGCCUAAAAAGCCAGCCAUCAGGAUAUGCUGGGAUUGCUCCUGCUCCUCCUCUGCUGCUGGCUCUGACUCGGUGGCACAUAAGAAGGAUGACCUUCAGUGACGUGCCUUUAAUCUAAGAAAGAUGAGUAAAAAAAAAUAAAUCACUGUUCAGUCCUGUUGCAUGAAGGUAAAGCACUGCUCCCAGGUUUGCAAGGUGUAAAAGAUGUGCUUCUGCAGGAACUCUGGUUAUACAGAGCAGAGAGGGGAAAGACUCUCUGGCUCAGGAUUAUUUCUCGAUGAUGUAGUUGCUUUAAGUGAUUUGCAGGAUGAAGAGAUAGUCCUCAGGUGUCCUCAGAGGCAAAAACUGGAAUCAAGUCAAGGAUGCUGCUGGUCUGCUGCUGUUUCUUUCCAAGCUGCUUAAUGGCACUCAUUAGGUUGGCUUGGGCUGAUUGUCAAGGGGGAAGUAGAAUUGCCAGAGGGGGUAUUUGUUUCCUCUUUUAGCAAGGGGAAGGAAAAAGGAAAAUCCAUGUGAUGGAGGUGAGGUCGAUAUUCGAGGCAUUCCACUGGGAUAAGGAAAACUGGAUACGACAGUGCAAGCCCCAUGGGUGCUCCCAAAAUCCCUGCAGCUGGAGAGAGGGGGGAGACUCCUGUUUUCUGACCAAAUAACAUGAUGGGAUGCAGUUUCCAGUUGCCCGAGUCCAUAAAACGGAGCAUUUGGGAGCUGUGGGGUUUUUAAGAGAAGCAGCUUUGAUAACUUUUCUAACUCACCACACAGCUCCAUAGCAAAUAACCCAGGAAUAAUUUAAGAUUCUCAUCCCUGACAGUUCUGAGACACAGGUCAGGCAAACCUCCUGGCACAGACUGGGUGUAUGUAUUUAAUCCUGUCUCAGCGCUGAGAAGCUGUCUCUCUUUUGAGGCCCAGUCAAUUGUAGCCUUCUUUUAUUAUAACUGCUGUUCUCUCCCAAGGGAAUUAGGAGCAUCUCCUUUUUUCUUCAAGAUAACAGCAGAUUUUGCAUUAAAAAAAAACAAAACAACAAAACCACAAACCCCUCCCUACUACCAGAAUUGGGCUGUAAAAGAUUUUUUUGUUUGCUUGCUUUUUUACUCCCACGGUGAAUAAACUGAUUUCCAGAAAAUUUCUCAGCAUGCUUAUUCAAUGCCUCUCACCCAUUUUUUUUUUGGAAAAAAACCCAACCAAACAACCUAAAAUGCCCAUUUUCAGCAAAGAAAAGACAGUUUCUGUGUUUUCUUUUGUGGAUGAAUUGAUCUCUCCAUGUCUCUUUUGUCAGCUAUUACCUCUCUGUUGCUGUAACAUCUGGCACAAGAAAGAAGUGCUCUGGUGAAGAAACCACCUGGGAAGAAACCAAGGAUCCUAAGAGAAAACUGUCCCUGACAAAAGGGCCUAUAAGAAACUUCAAAUUAUUGGGGGUUGAGAGAGAAAAUUAGAAGCAGAGUGUGGGAAAAGUAAAUAAGUACUGAAAAGAGAGUGAACUCCGGCAUGAAUAGGUUGUAUACAGAGAAAAAGAUCUGGCCAAGUAACAACAACAACAAGCAAUAAGUUGUUAACAGAUGCUUGAACUUCAUAUUGAAACAGCAGAAGUGUUGAUAUAAUUCUGUUGAUAUAGCUCUGCUGUGUUACUGUUGGCAGAAGAAGUUAGUUUAACUUUAGGGGAAGGGUAAAUUGUAGGCUCUUGUUUAUUUUCUCCGGCUAAAAACCUCUGACUUGACUUUUUACCUGUUUUUGUAGUGAAUUUUCAUCAUACCAUGUAAGUAUGAAAUCAUUCAGACAAACAUUUCACAUGUCAAUAAAGCUGUGUGUGUGUAUA
Molecule: messenger RNA, 5725 nt
Organism: Pipra filicauda (Wire-tailed manakin)
Lineage: Eukaryota; Metazoa; Chordata; Aves; Passeriformes; Pipridae
Product: antigen WC1.1-like
Exons: 14
Coding region: 82-4020 (1312 amino acids)
Cellular component (GO): membrane
Source: RefSeq, a predicted model, not a curated record